GGAACAAUUUCAGGCCCCAUGAUGCCGGCUGUUGGGAUUCCCAUGGGUCAGCCAUUAGGUUCAAUGCACAUGGGGGGCAACUCAAUGCAAAUGGCUAACAGGCCCAUAGGUCCUCCUGGCUCUAUGGGCCCCAUGGGAGGCCCCAUGGGCAUGGGCGGACCAAUGCGUCACACCAACAUGGGCCCCAACAACCCCGGCAGCAUGCCCAUGCACAUGAACACCUCUGGUCCUGUUAGCUAUGGCAUGCGCGUCACCAACAGUCCUGGUGUUCUCUCCGUCACCAACGCUCGGGACAAGGCCGGUGGAGUUAAAUCCACCACAAGCCUCAAUAAACCUAUUGCGUUCUCAAAGCGAGUUGAGAGCUCAGGCCCUGCAGUGACGGUCUUUGUGGGGAACAUCACUGAACGAGCUCCUGACGUCAUGAUCAGGCAGAUCUUGAACACAUGUGGGCCUGUGCUUAGCUGGAAGAGAGUUCAAGGCGCCUCAGGCAAACUACAAGCUUUUGGGUUCUGUGAGUACGGUAACCCUGACAGCGCCCUACGCUCCAUCAGGCUGCUGCACGACUAUGAGAUUGCUGAUAAGAAGCUUGUAGUCAAGGCUGAUGCUAAGACCAAGCAGCUCAUUGAUGAAUACAAGGAAAAGCGUCGCAAGUCUCGUCAAAACGGCAGUGAUUCCAAGCCACCCGGCGAUGGCGAAGAGUCCAAGACAAACGACGACACCAAAAGCUCCUCUGAAGACUCCAAGAAGCCGAACCUGGAUGAGAUGGAGGACGUGGAGGAGGGCAAGAAGGAGCUUAUCACGCGCGAGAUCACGCAGUUCCGUCAGCAGAUGCAGAAACUUGAAGAAGAGAAGGAGAAGGAGCGUCGUCAACGUGAGAAGGAACGCGAGUCUACGCGCGACAGGGACAAGGAGAAGGACCGCGAGAGGGAUAGGGAGCGUGAGAGAGAGAGGGAGAGGGAACGUGAACGCGAACGGGAGAGGGAACGUGAGCGCGAGAGGGAGCGUGAAAAGGAGCGAGAACGCGAGCGUGAACGGGAGCGCGAACGCGAGAGGGAACGCGAACGCGAGCGUGAACGUGAGCGAGAAGAGCGCGCGCCGAGCUCGCGUCGUCACUCGCGCUCGGUGUCGAGGGAGGCUUCAGUGAGCGGCGCGAGCCAUCGAGCGCGGUCACCCGCGACGCCGGACUCUGCGCGACACCGGCGCAAGGAAAAGAGGUCAGCAUCGCCCACCGCACGCAAGAGUGAGAAAGAAGCGUUAAGGGAGAAAGAAGAAGCCCAGGAAGAGAAAGAAAGGAAAGAACAUGAGAGGAAAGUGCGCAAGAAGGAAAUGCAGUAUCAAGAGCGUCUGCGUAACUGGGAAACGAGAGAAUACAAGAAAGCCAAGGAGCUGGAGAGGGAGAAGGAGAAGGACGAACUCAAGGAGCUCGAGAAGCAGAAGGAGGCGCGCCGACUCAAGGAGUAUUUUUCGCCAAUUUAUAAUAGUACAGCAUCAAUUGCCCGUCCUCGUUUCUAACGGGGCCACGCUUUCCAGCGCAAGCUGUCAGACCGAGAGCUGGAGAAGGAGCUGGACAGCAAGGACCGCGCUAAGGAGAAAGAGGAACUGGAAGAACUUCGUAAUAAAAUCAGGGCUGAGGGCCACGAAGAUCCCGAAGGUGCCUUUAAGAAGGCUUGCGAAGAACGCGAUGCGCACUACAAGCCAGUUCCCAUCAUUCAAGUCACCCAGAAAGUCAUUCACGUCGAGGAUAUUUCUGAAUCUCCUCCUCCUCCGCCACACGAUUCCGAUUCCUUUAGCCUCAGGCAAUCGGAUGCUAAAGAAUCCUUAUCCCUACAAAACGCCGGGGACUCGAACCUCAGCUUUCCUCCUAGCGUUCUGGGAGGGGAAGACUCUUUGGACAGCAAAUCAUCCUUACGAUUCACGAGUCUUCGAUCUCCACCCACUGACGGAAAUUCUCUGCCAUCCAACAAUGCACAAUCAUCUAUAUUCCCUCAGUCCGAGGACGAUAUGUUCUCGAAGCAAAACGCAUCUUUAUUGCCAGCGUCAGCACCCGCACCAUCUGCAGCUCCUGCUGCUGACAAGCAAGGCUACAGUUCCGAGUCUGAUGACGGCGACCAGCACUUCGACCGCAGCAUGCCUGAGCCCGAGCCCCACGAUGAUCCGCCUGUGUCUGAGAGGAACGACUCUAAUCCACUGCAACCACCAAAGAGAAAGAAAAUAGACAUCAAAGACGUGUUUAACCAAGACGACGAGGACGCGCCUGUCAAGAAGCGCAGACUGCCGUUGCCUGGCAAGGACAGAUCAGGCGGCGCUGGCAAGGAGAAGGGCGGGGAAGACAAGCGCCGCAAUAUUAAGAACCUCAUCGACAGAAUACCUACCACCAAAGAGGAGCUCUUCGCCUACCCUAUUGAUGCUUCGCUCGUUAAUAAUGUGCUGAUGGAGAAGCGGAUCAGGCCCUGGAUCAGUAAGAAGAUCGUUGAAUACAUUGGAGAGCCGGAACCAACAUUGGUUGACUUCAUCUGCUCAAAAGUGCUGCUCGGCUCUGAGCCCGAAAGUUUGCUCAACGAUGUACAAAUGGUUCUGGACGACGAAGCUGAGGUAUUCGUGGUAAAAAUGUGGCGGCUGCUCAUCUAUGAAAUCGAGUCUCAGAAACAGGGGCUUGCCAAGUCAUAAUAACUGACACAAUUCGACAAGAACUCCUAGAUUUUUUAUUGGUUCCCGCCAUGCUUCACUUGCUGGUGACUGCGUUCUUGUUAAGUCCGUUUCUUGAGCGAGCUAAUCAUUCGUGGGGCUCACUUGUGCCUCAAAUAUAUGAAGUUACGUGACCAUAAUGAAUGCUUGUUGAAAACCCCUCCAUCUUGUCAUAUGAAAAUUAUUUUUAUUCAUAAAACAUUCUGUUAAUUGUAAUUUUUUUAGAUAUACUGUCAAGAUACCGAGUAUCUUCAGCUACCUGUGUUGUCAUUGAACAUUUAUCACUGCGUCACUCCCGUUAAUUCUCAUCCUGAAAUUUUCAUUUUUAUAGGCUGAUACGGAUGAAAAUAAAAACUUUCUAAAUCGUUCAUUUCUUAAAGCAAUGAUGUUGUAGUAUUGUAUGAAAGUAAUUAGAUUGUCACUGUGCACGCUCAGUCAUUCCGUUCUUCGUUUAUGUUUUUCGUACCUCUUAUAGGCACCUGGUCCCCUACCACAACUUUCGUUUCGGCAAUAUUUAAUUGUGCUUCGAGUAAAAAUUUUGAUUUUGAACGCUAUCUACUAAACUGUUAAUGACCCUAAAAUAAUGUUUCUAUUUGCUUUCGGACUCUGUCAAAUAUUAAAACUCAAUUUUGGAA
Molecule: messenger RNA, 3320 nt
Organism: Hyalella azteca
Lineage: Eukaryota; Metazoa; Arthropoda; Malacostraca; Amphipoda; Hyalellidae
Product: RNA-binding protein 25-like
Exons: 14
Biological process (GO): mRNA processing; regulation of alternative mRNA splicing, via spliceosome
Cellular component (GO): spliceosomal complex
Molecular function (GO): mRNA binding
Source: RefSeq, a predicted model, not a curated record